AUGACCUUGAGUUUAUCAGAGGGUUUUCGGAUUGUUGAUGCAACGAAAGAGAAAUCGCGAACACUGGAAUGGAUGAUGAUUCGAGAAAAGAUAAAUCAGACAAAAGGGCGGUAUCAAGAGUGUUUUCGAUCCCCGAUUGGCAUAAAGAUGGCUCGAGAUAGCGAUACAGUGAUCACAGUACUCGCUUUGAUUGAACUUGAAUGCCCUUUCUGCUUUAUCCCGAGAAAGAUUCACGCUUGCGAUUAUGGUGUUUCGUGGUUGAUUCGAGAAGAUGGACUGCUCGAGAAACCUACCGCAUUUCUACAACUGGCACCACUGGAAAGCCGAAACAAAUCGACGUACCCUUGGACAGCCAUCAUGCCAAACAUUGUCGAUUUUCGUGACAAAUUCGGCGUGACUAGAGAGGAUCGAGUUCUCUUUUCGACUUCAUUUCAAUUUGACCCCUCAAUCAUCGAGCUUUUCCUGCCGGCAUUCACCGGCUCUCAAUUGAUCAUCGCAUCGGAAGCUGUUCGUUCGUCGAGCACCGCGUUUCUAACUCUUUUUGCUCAAACUCGACCUACAAUUGUUCAGUUAACACCAGCCAUUCUCACAAUUCUUGGGCAAACAGUGUUGGAUCAACUAUUCGCCGAAGAGACUUCGUUGCGUAUUCUCAUGAUUGGUGGAGCCGCUUUUCCAUUAGCCUUACUGAAGCCGUACAUCGAGAAAAACAAACGCGUUCAAGUGUACAAUGUUUAUGGAAUAACUGAGAUCUCGUGCUGGGCUAGUAUUCAACAGAUUUUACCAAGCACUCGAUUUGUAACUAUUGGCCGUCCACUAAUCGAGACAUCGUUUCACGUUUCGCCAAAUGGAGAACUUUCAAUUGGUGGCAGUAGACAGUGCUUUGUUGAAGGGGCUCUAACAAAUGGAUUCACACCAACGGGAGAUUUGGUCGAAGAAGUGGCGGAUGGGAUGGCGAUUGUUGGACGAACGAAUGAUGAGUUCAAAUUCAAUGACAUUCGAGUGAAUCUGGCCUCGUGGGCAAAGAAUAUCGUCGAGCAAAAGCAAGCACUUGCUGCUGAAUUUAUCGUCUUUGAAAAAAUAUUUCUGGUGUUAUUCGUCGUGAAUGCGGCUCCAACAUUGGAAGCUAAUUUCCCUACAGUGCUACGCCCGGCUAAAAUCUUUCAUCUAGACAGACUUCCCGUGAAUGAAAAUGGAAAAGUGGAUAAAGACGAGUUGCAAAAAAUGAUUGUGAGAGAUGGAGGGACGAUUGAAAACAGAGAGAAGCAUUUCUGGGAUACGGUGGCUAAAUAUGGCAUUACAAUAACAUCCGAUUUGGGAAUCUCGUUCAGAGCUUAUGGAAUUGACUCGUUUGCAGCCGCUGAACUGUCUUUUGAGAUGAAUUGCCCGAAUCUUCUUGCUGAGAUUUUGUCAGACAAAACGACAAUUGAAAGCUUUCUCCGCAAGUUAUUCUCAAUAGAAAAACAAUCGAAGAGAAACUCUGAUGAAAAGAGGGUUCUCAAGGCAGACCUGGAAACGAAAUUUCGAACUGAUUGGGCUCACGAUUAUGGGAAAUGCGUAGACACUGAUCCAAAAUUGGUACAGAUUGAUGACAAAGAUUGUGUGAUAUGUGGUGCCUAUAAUGGAGUGGUUGUUGCCCUAGAAGUCAACAGUGGAAGAGAGAUUUGGCAAGCAACACUACCCGCUGGAAUCGAUAGCACAUUUGGUUACAGUCCGGAUUUUGUGAUCAUUGGUUGUUUGAAUGGAAAUGUUUAUGUCUUUGAUAUCUGCAAAGACGAACUUCACUGGACUUUUCCGACAAAUGGACCGAUUCAUACAGAGAUACUGGUAGACGAAUCUGGUUGUGCCUAUGUUUUUAGCAAUGAUGAGACUCUCUACAAACUGAAUGUGUUGGAAAAGACUGUUGCCUGGACAUGCAAGAUAGGCUCAUCCGGACCGGGAACUCCAUUGAGAACAAGAUUUUUCGAAAAGCUUGACAAUGACUACAUUGAUGUGUUUUUGGUGGGAACAUUGGAUAAACGAAUCGUAUGUGUGAACCAGCACACUGGCGUUAUUUUAUGGACCACAAAGCUAGAGGGGCCCGUUUUUGCGCCAAUGAUCACCACUAUUUCGAACAAUAUCUACGUCUGUACGGUGAAUGGGAUCUUCUAUGAAUUGGAUUUAAAAACGGGAUCAAAGUUAUUUCAAUAUGUGUUGAAUGGAGCUGUAUUUGCCGCUUGCCAUUUCGUCGAAGAGCUACGACUCUGCAUCAUUUCUACGCAAGAGGGAUCAAUUCUUUUCAUCCGAAAAACCUCAGUUCGUUUUAUCACUGUUUUACGGAUUCAAAUCGAUGGGGCAAGCUUCAUCAAAACGAUUUUUCGCUCGAUUCUUGAUAAAUCAAGCAAAACCCUCGCUUUAUGGCAGAUUGGUACCGAGGGUAUCAUAUAUACAAUCGAAACAAACUGGGAAUUGGAUGGUGAAAACUUGAGUCUAUACGGAGAAAAAGUGACGAGUCGAGCGAUUGGCGAUGGGGUGACAACGACGUUCACUCAACCUCUUUGUUUAUCAAACGAUCAAGAGACAAAGCUUUUCGUUGCUUCUAGAGACGACAUGCUUAGAGGCUGUGAGCUUUGCGAUUUUGUGAUCAAGGCAGCGAUCGCUCGUAUUGAACGAACAAAAGGAAGUCAAGACGAGGGGCGAAAAGCAACCUACGAUUUCAUCAAGCUUUUUCUUGUUCAACUCAGAAGUGAUUUGAAAGCAAAAGAUCUGGGUAGUGGCACCGUUCAAUGGUUUGCUUUUUGGGACACAAUGCAGGGUGCUUGGGAAGAGCAAGUCGAUUCGUUUAUAAAUGAUGAUCGAGAGCGAGCAAUCAUGCAUUCGAUUUGGAAUGAAGUGGCCGAUUGGAUGGAAGAAGCUGUUAUUGAUGCAACUCGGUCAUCGAAAAAUGAGGACCAG
This is a messenger RNA of Mesorhabditis belari, 2931 nucleotides long. NCBI's taxonomy places the organism in Eukaryota, Metazoa, Nematoda, Chromadorea, Rhabditida, Rhabditidae. The record is from the annotation of a GenBank genome assembly.